AUGGCACCAGGGAAAUCAUUAAAUUUACGUGGUGGUUCAAUUAGUCCAAGUGCAAGAUCAUAUGAAACAUCAGUGAUUAAAGUUGGCGGUGAAAUAUUUGAUCCAGAUGGAUAUAGAAUGGAUGUGACUGUAUGGUUUCGACAUAGAAAUGAAGCAUUAUAUUAUGUAGACAGCGGUGGUAAUGUACACGGACCAAUGGAUCAACGACAUACUGCACGAUUAGGAAAUAUUAGUCGUAGUGGUCAAUUCAUUCCUGGAUCACGUUAUUAUCUUGGUGAUAAUAUAACAAGUGAACGGUUUAAACGACGUCAAUCUGAUAGUGGUGCAUGGGAUUCUCGUUCAGAAAUUCAUAAUCAUCAUGUUCAUAAUGCAUUUCGUAGUCGUACUUAUUCUGAAACUAGACGUUUAAAUGAAUACUCUGAUAAUUCAAUAUCUACACGUUAUCAUAAUCAAUCAAAUCAACAACCAUAUUAUAAGACAACUGCAUCACAUAAUAUAUCAAAUCAUUCACCAUCACAUACACAUAUAUCACGUUGGUCAUCAAUGCAAACAACUGGUACACAAGGUUUAUGGAGAGGAACAAGUGGUGGACGAUAUGCUACUACUUUAACAAGACAACAUAUUAAAAAACAUCAUGAUCCAAUUGAAAUGGUAGUUAAGCAUACACCAUCAGCUGGUGCAUCAAGAGUAGAUUUACUUUCAGUAGAUAAUCGUCAAGGUAGUUUACCACAUUUAGCCGCUUAUUCAAUACAUAAUACAGCAGGAAUAACUGAACGUGAACAAAAAUUACAAAAUGAAUUAUUAAAUACACAACGUGAAUUACAACAAUUAAAACGAUCAAGAAGUUUAACUGGUGAUCAAAAUUUAACUCAUUCAACUACAUUAAAACAAACAUUAAAAUCAGGUUCUAGUCAAUAUUUAAAUGAUGGAUUUUGGACAACGUAUAGUUUAAAAAAGAAUGAAGGUCAACCAUGUGGUGCACGUAUUGCAGGUAAGUUAUUAUAUAAACACGAUAGUGACUAA
Molecule: messenger RNA, 1023 nt
Organism: Schistosoma margrebowiei
Lineage: Eukaryota; Metazoa; Platyhelminthes; Trematoda; Strigeidida; Schistosomatidae
Source: the annotation of a GenBank genome assembly